AUGGCCACAGCAGUGUCCUCGCGAAGUUUGGCACCCAAUUCUUCCCUACCCGCCAAAGUUCAACCCAUACCUCCCAAUCAGACGCUCUACGUUACGAACCUUCCGUCGUCGAAAAUUCAGAAAGCCGAUCUCCGAACAGCGCUGUACCUGCUGUUCUCAACAUACGGACCAGUACUCGAUGUCGUGGCACUAAAAACCAUGGAUAUGCGUGGCCAGGCACAUAUCGUCUACCGUGAUGUGCAGACAGCUACCCAGGCAAUGAGAUCCUUGGAGGGUCAAGAGUUCCUGGGUCGGAAUCUUAAAAUCCAGUACGCCAAGUCCAAGUCGCAUUUUGUUGCCAAGUUGGAUGGAAGCUUUAAGAUGCCAAACUCGUACGGUGCAGCCGUUGUCGAACAGACUCGGUUGCAGCAGAGUAUUUUCAAUGCUCCACCUCCUGGGACUGCAACACCUGCAACUGCACAAACCAAGCCCCCAGUUGCCGCAGACCACGUCAUGAAGGAUGCCGGCACACCGGAGAGCCGAGGUCAAAAACGAACACGGGACGAGGAAGACGAAGAGGAUAGCGAAGGAGACGUGUCAAUGGAGGCAGACAGUGACGACGAAUGA
Molecule: messenger RNA, 606 nt
Organism: Ustilaginoidea virens
Lineage: Eukaryota; Fungi; Ascomycota; Sordariomycetes; Hypocreales; Clavicipitaceae
Exons: 3
Coding region: 1-606 (201 amino acids)
Molecular function (GO): RNA binding
Source: RefSeq, a predicted model, not a curated record